CCGAAGCUGGCAAGUGGACACCUCUGAGGCUCCGAAAGGCAUCCUGGAACACUGAUGGCAAACUUCAAGGGCCAUGCGCUCCCAGGGAGCUUCUUUCUAAUAUUUGGGCUGUGGUGGUCAGUGAAGUACCCACUGAAGUACUUUCACCAAAGGGGCUUGAAGAAGAACAGACUGAGCCAUCAGCAACAGCGUAUUGAGAUCAUUGAAGGUGCAGUGAAGACUUUGUUUGCAAUCAUUGGGAUCCUGGCAGAGCAGUUUGUUCCAGAUGGACCUCACCUGCACCUCUACCAUGAAAAUCAGUGGACGAAGCUAAUGAACUGGCAGCACAGCACAAUGUACCUGUUCUUUGGUGUCUCGGGAAUCAUCGACAUGCUCACCUACCUUUACUUCAAUAUUGUGCCCCUGGGGUUAGACAGAGUGGUUUUGGCUAUGGCCGUAUUCAUUGAAGGUUUUCUCUUCUAUUUCCACGUUCACAACCGACCUCCACUGGACCAGCACAUCCACUCACUGCUGCUGUUCGGUUUGUUUGGAGCAACUAUCAGUAUCUCUCUGGAGGUUAUCUUUCGGGAUAAUAUUGUGCUGGAGCUUUUCCGAACCACUCUCCUUAUUUUGCAGGGAACCUGGUUCUGGCAGAUUGGAUUUGUCCUGUUCCCGCCAUUUGGAACGCCAGAAUGGGACCAGCAGGACAUGAACAACGUCAUGUUCAUCACCAUGUGCUUCUGCUGGCACUAUUUCAUUGCUAUCUGCAUCACGGCCAUCAACUACUCCCUUGUUUACUGCUUUCUGACUCGGGUGAAGAGACAUGCAGGAGGAGAAAUCAUUGGGAUUCAGAAGCUGAAGUCUGAUCAUACUUACCAGUCAACCCUUCUGAGCGGCUCGGAUGAGGAGUAA
Molecule: messenger RNA, 891 nt
Organism: Grammomys surdaster
Lineage: Eukaryota; Metazoa; Chordata; Mammalia; Rodentia; Muridae
Gene: Tmem45b
Product: transmembrane protein 45B
Exons: 6
Coding region: 55-891 (278 amino acids)
Source: RefSeq, a predicted model, not a curated record